AUGUACAGGUAGAAAAAUGGAGAGAUUCAAAUUAUUAACAGCUAUAAAACCAAAAGUGAAAUUUCAAGGAAUUAUUGUUAGUGCAAAUGGAAAAAUAUGUAUCUAAAGAUGAUGAGGAAUUAUUAUAAACAGGAAUUUGUGUUAUAGAUGUGUUCUUGGGCUAAAAUAGAUGAAAUAACAUAUGUAUCUCCCAAUGAAAGAUUAUUACCUCAUAUGGUAGCUGUAAAUCCAGUCAAUUUUGGAAAAUAAUUUAAAUUAUCAUGUGUUGAGGCCAUUGCUGCUACAUUAGCAUUAUGUGGACGUAGAGAAUAAGCAGAUUAUAUUCUUAGUAAAUUUACUUGGGGACAAAACUUCUUUAAAAUCAAUAAAGAUGCUUUUGAUCUUUAUUCUCAAAGUCAAAAUGAUAAAGAAUUAAAAGAUGCAGAAUAAAAGUAUUUAGAAAUGGCAAAAAACAAAGAAAAUACUGGAUAAAGAAAUUAUGA
Messenger RNA from Paramecium sonneborni, 482 nucleotides. The record is from the annotation of a GenBank genome assembly. Lineage: Eukaryota; Ciliophora; Oligohymenophorea; Peniculida; Parameciidae.